Hyla sarda is the source of this 1905-nucleotide messenger RNA. RefSeq lists its product as uncharacterized. Gene Ontology annotation, molecular function: MHC class II protein binding; protein tyrosine kinase binding. Gene Ontology annotation, biological process: interleukin-15-mediated signaling pathway; T cell activation; positive regulation of ERK1 and ERK2 cascade. Lineage: Eukaryota; Metazoa; Chordata; Amphibia; Anura; Hylidae. Bases 226 to 1659 code for a protein of 477 amino acids. Gene Ontology annotation, cellular component: membrane raft; external side of plasma membrane. The record is from RefSeq and is a predicted model, not a curated record. The transcript is spliced from 9 exons.
AGGUUUUGAUAAAUCUCCCCCCCAUAGUUUACCUCAAAACGGGAUACUUUUAGGAACGUCACACGUUGAUAAAUUCGUGACCGCUGCAAGUUCAAAAUGGAAAAAGCCCUAUGUAUAAGUGUUUGGAAAAUCUCUGAUGACACCUGUCUCGGGAACUGUCCAGAGUAGAAGCAAAUCCCCAUAGCAAACCUCUUCUACUCUGGGCAGUUCCCGAGACAAGCAGAGAUGUCAGCAGAGAGCACUGUUGCCAGACAGAAAAGAACAACUCAACUUCAGCAGCUGAUGAUUAUUGGAAGGAGUCUCAGCCUGGCAUCCAAUGACAAGAUUAUAAGUGAGGUUGGGAAGAAGGUCUCUCUGCCUUGUGGAGCUCCAUCGAACGGAGAAAUUCAAGACAUUCUCUGGAACAAAGAUGGAAAGUCGUUUGUGAAAUAUGGCAAAUUUGGAAGAACAGCCUCCAAAGCUCCAGGCAGUGAACGGUUCCAAUUUCUAUCCGGCACAUAUAACCUGGAAACAACAAGUGUACAGCUCACGGAUGCAGGCACUUUCUCAUGUAUUAAACCAGAUAAAACGGUGACGACUGUGGAACUGAUUGUCUUCGAAAUCUCAGCAGAACCCUCCGAUAUCCUCAUCAUGUCUGAAAACCUGAAACUGAGCAUUAAGUCCUCUCCAGUAAUGGAUUUUAGUGCAUCUUGGUUGAAGGAUGACAAAAAGAUUGGAGAUGGACCGAACCUGGAGGUGAAGAACAUAACAGUAGAAAAAAGCGGAGAUUACAUUUGCCUUAUAAGGAUGAAAGAUGGAAAUGAAAUUCGUUUUUCAAAAACUAUCAGUGUGAAAGGUUUUACAUCAUCUCCCUCCAUUGUCUACAUGUCCGGCGAGCGUUCCAUAACCCUCCCUUUUUUCUUCAACUUCAAAGUCCGGGAUUCUCCUCUUCUGGAUGAGAUCAGGGCUAUAGAAGGAAACAUCAAACAUGUUUCAAGUACUGAAAAACCUUUUGAGACACUCACACUCACUUCAGGGGCAGCUUCUUGGCCUCCGAAAUCCGAACCAAAGUCUGACUCCAAGCCUAAACCUGAGGACUUGAGCUUUUAUAUCAGGAGUCCUAAAUUAAGUGGCCUAUAUCAGAUGGAAAUUGUCUUACAGAUCGGCAGUCGACAGAAGAAGAUACAAAGGGAUGUGUGUGUGGCCAAUCUCACAAUGUCCAAAUCCCACAAUAGCAUCUCUAGAGGCUCCAACAUGACUCUCCUGUGUAGCGUCGACUGCAUUGAUAAGGAUGUGAGGCUUUGCUGGCGUCAUGUGAACAAGAGCUAUGACAUCUGCGGACCACCGGGUAAAGAUAAACUGGCUAAAGAAAUCACUAUUCAACCUGAGACGAGUGGAAACUGGACCUGUGGUGUGUUUACUGGGGAAAGAUGGCUCGCUAGCGCCAACCUGACACUGGAGAUCCGAGACCUGACAAUUACCCUCUUCUGGGUCACCGUAGCAGCUGGGGUGAUUGUAUUUCUCCUAAUUGUAACCAUCCUGACUAUUAUGAUUGCCCGGCACCGUAGAGCGAGGCGAGCACAAUACAGGGCAUGGUUACUUGAAAACUUGCACCAGCACAGAAGGUGUGAAUGUGAAUAUACUGGGUUUGCACCUCAGCGGCUCAAACAGAACGUAUGAUCAGCCCUACAGAAUAUUACACUAUAAUGGACACUUCUGCUGUACAUUGCUAAACUUUCUAUUCACCCGCUCACCUAUUGACUGGAUACCAGCAGCAAAGUAGCACAUUUGUGGCUAAAAAAAAAUCAUCUCCCACCGUUCUGUGUAUUACGGGCCUCCUCCUCACACCACAGGCCCUUAUGUUCCUCAUUCUUUUGUGUAUAGCGCUGUUUUUUACUGUUUUAUAUUUAAAUACAGAAAUCUUAU